Glycine soja is the source of this 1816-nucleotide messenger RNA. RefSeq names its product trafficking protein particle complex subunit 12-like. NCBI's taxonomy places the organism in Eukaryota, Viridiplantae, Streptophyta, Magnoliopsida, Fabales, Fabaceae. The record is from RefSeq and is a predicted model, not a curated record. Gene Ontology annotation, molecular function: protein binding. The transcript is spliced from 2 exons. The coding region runs from base 162 to 1247 and encodes 361 amino acids.
AUAAUUAUUCCUUUACGGGCCUAAAAUCUUGCUGGACCAGCUAAACCCAAUCAACGCUUGCUCUUUGCUCUUUGCAGUGUUUACUAUUUUUCGCUGACUCCGGCGAGAUCCGUGUCACUUCUCCGGCAUCACUUGUCUCAGUUCCGUCCACCGGCGUUGCAAUGGAAUCGGAAUCUUCAAUCUCCGAUUCUGAAACACACCCUCUCUCGGACCAAAUCGACGACGCGUGCCACGACAUGAGCUCCCUGGAAGAGCUCGCGAGUCGCGGCGCUUGGCGUUCCAUCAUCGACAAGGUCUCACGCGCCCGCGCUCUCUCUCUCCUCCACAAGCCCCACGACCACCUCACCUACCUCGCUUUCAACGCCCUCGCCUUCACAAAACUACGUCGUUUCAACGAAGCCUCCGCGGAACUCGAUUCCCUCGAAGACCUCCACAGUUCCCACUACCGCUACGAAACCUACCCCAAAAUCUACCCCAAUCGGAUUGGAUCCAUGGUCCCUUUCUCCCUCCGCUGGGUACACGCCCUAAUUCCCAUCAAAUUAGGGCAACGUCAGCAAGGCAUGGAUCGCUUCUACAUUCUUCUCGAUUUCGUGCGUGGAAAGAUUAAUGAAAAGGAGAAACAGAACAACCUCGGUGUCUCCCUUAAUCUGUGGCGUAAAAGAGAGGUUUUUGUCGUGAAUUGCAUCAUAGGGAACCAUUUGAGUCAGAAAGAGUUUGGUGUGUGCUUAAGCUUGAUGAAGGAGCUUCUCUCUCGCGAUUGUUCUGACCCUUUGCUGGUUUCGCAGCUUGGGUAUAUGCAGUUGCAGAUUGGGGACUUGGAGGGUGCGAAAAUUUCGUUCUUGAAGGUGGAGGAAUUGGGGAAGAGUAAUAAUGGUUCAUUGAGUGAGGUUGAGUUCAGGAACCUUGUGAAUAGGAACAAGGCGUUGGUGUAUUUGGUUGGGAAGGAUUAUGUGUCUGCGGUGAGGGAGUACGAGGAGUGCAUUGAGAGGGACAGUGCGGAUGUUGUGGCAGUGAACAACAAGGCUCUGUGUUUGAUGUAUCUGAGGGACUUGUCGGAUUCUAUUAAGGUGUUGGAGAGUGCGCUUGAGAGAGUUCCCACUGUGGCUCUCAAUGAGACGCUUGUUGUCAAUUUGUGUAGUAUGUAUGAGUUGGCGUAUGUUAAUCACUCUGAUGUUAAGAGAACGCUUAGUAGCUGGAUUGCUCGUGUUGCACCUGAUGAUUUUGAUGCAUCUUGUACUCGUACAUGAGAAUUAGUGGAGACUCGGUGUGUUUGUUACUUUAGUUUGUGCUUAAAACACCUAGAAAAUGCAACUCGCCAGCAUGAACUAGGAAGGUAAUUGAUGAUCAACCAUUAGACAGCAAGUUCAUUCUGGGUCUUGUGCACACUGCUGGCCAUGCCUGGUGAAGAGGUACAAAUAUGGACAAAAAUAAGUAGGUGUUUGGUUCACAUCUUGUUCAUCUGUAAGCUUUCAAAACCCGACAGUGUCAAAAUUGUAUACAAUUGAGAGGCUAAUGAUUAUAACAAAACUCUUGCAUUACAUUCAUUAAAUUCAUCAUAAAGGGCAUUGCAAUGUUUUAGCGUUGGUUUCUUUAUUACAGUAUCCUGCUACAAAAAAGGAAGAUCUCAGUAUUUUAGUUGGCUUAUUCCUGUUGACUAUACUGCAAGUCUGCAAAUUGGUACUAUUUGCAUAUAGCUUUUAUUUCCUCAUUGGACCUCGCUUCUGUUUAUUGAAUAUGAUUGGUAGACAGUGACAUAAAAAUGUAAUCCUUAGCAACUGAUGAUUUGUUUGACUACAAGGAGCUGCAAUUUUUCGUA